AUGAAACAAGUGGUGUUUAAAGCGUUCAUGUCUCAGAGUUACCUUAGUGCCCAAGAAACUAAUACACUGACAACAAGAAAUUACCUAACGUCACUCCAUUCGACCAGAAAGCAACCUUCAAAGCCAAUGAAGAGGCCUGUAUCAUCGCCUUUGAAGUCCAUGCAUCCCCAGGUUUACCGAGUCGAGCCAGUAAACUUCAAAGAGUUGGUUCAGAGGCUAACUGGUGCACCUGAGCACGAUGAUGUGGUUAAACCCUUCAAGAGUUUGGAUGAUUUGGCAAAUGAGAGUUCUUCAUCAUUAGCAUUUGAUUUAUCAUCCUCAUCAUGGGGAGAUUUAUCACAUCAAACUCCUGCAAAUCUCUCCAGAUGGUAGCUUUUAUAGGACAUAACAUUUUAUUUACUCUUGCAGGUACUUCCAUUGAUUGUAAUUCUCCACAUACCUAUUAUGUAUUAGCCAUUUAAUAAAACCAGAAAGAAAUAUAAGAAAAUAAUGUUUAUUAACUUUUUAAUGGUAACUUGUGGAAUAGUACGUAGAAUGAACUAUUCUGCAGAACUUUACGGAUUUUUUUUUCAAUCAUUGUCAUAUUAAAUCGGUUUUUUUUUGGAGUCUAUAGCUUUGAUUGGUUAAACUUUUUUUUGUAACCAAAUCAUAAUUUGAACAUUUCUAAUUUAAAACAUAUUUUAAACUCGAUUCUAUACUAUAUAUAAUUAUAUAUAUACAUGUGGUAUUUUGACACUUCCAUUGAAAGAAUUAAUCAGUGAUUCUAUAUACACAUAUAUAACUUGUGGAAGUAAUUUGAAAUUAACAACAAAUAAUUAACCUAAGGGUUAUUCAUGUCUAUAGAUAUAAUCAAGAUGAGCCGUCAAUGUUCUUCUCGUCAAGCAAUCUUCGUCGUCGUCUUUCUCGCAUCUCUCUCCCGCCGCUUCAUAUAAUUUUGAAUCCAUCAUUUCCUAAAAUGUAAUUAAACAUAUAUGAAUCAAGAAAUGAAAAUAUACCAAUUACGUAUAAAAUCUACAUAAUAACCGGGUAUGUAGUAUAUAUGACUAACCAGACUAAGUAUGUCGGCCGAAGAUAUUGUGAAGGAGGGGAAAUCGGCCGGUUCAGGGCGGGCGGUGCACCUUAGCGUGGUGGUGCAACAAAGGACGAGAGCUACCAUGAGCAAAGUAGAGAGAUUAUCCAUUUUGUGAUUAAUUUUUGGAUAUUGACACCAAUAAUCACCAAACAAUCUUUAUAUAGAGUCAUUCUUGGUUAACUAUAUUCUUAGGAGGUGUUAUUGGUUUAUAUAUUUUGCUUGAUUUAGAAAUCCAUACAGUAUUUAUAAAUCCAAGUAAAAUAUACAAAUUUUCAAAUUCUCACGGAUUAGUAUUUACAAAUCCGGAGGUUUUCCCUCGGAUUUGGGCCUUUGUAUUUUUAACAAAGAAAUCCAUGCAAAUCCAUUCAAAUACAUUAUGAAAUCAAAUCUAUUAAUAAAUCCGUAUGAUUGAAUAACACUUGAUUUGAAUUAGAAUUUAUAAAUCAUUAAACGAAUAACACAUGAUUUCAAUAUGUAUUUUAAAAUCAUAGAACCAAUAACACUAGAUUUAAUUUGAAUUUUCAAAUCCAUCAAAAUACACCAACCAAUAACCCCAACUUAAUGUAUUCUUUGUUUUAGACCGUUUUGUUCUUAUCUUUUAUUUUGUCAGUGUUCUUAUCUUUUCCACACACACAAAAAUAGUAAAUAAACACACAUAUAUCUCUUUACUCGUCCUGGGAAGAGAAAAAGAAGAAUAUAUAUAUUUUUCAACAUAUUUUUUUAGUUUUUAGUUUGUUGAAUUUGAUUAAAUCUAGAGUGCGCUAAUAACUUUCUAAAUAUUAACCAUCAGACCAAAACAAUUUAGCUGUAUAUAUAAUU
This is a messenger RNA of Brassica napus (rape), 1891 nucleotides long. Its product is annotated as VQ motif-containing protein 29-like. The record is from RefSeq and is a predicted model, not a curated record. Bases 1 to 372 code for a protein of 123 amino acids. NCBI's taxonomy places the organism in Eukaryota, Viridiplantae, Streptophyta, Magnoliopsida, Brassicales, Brassicaceae. The transcript is spliced from 2 exons.